Cladocopium goreaui is the source of this 2967-nucleotide messenger RNA. The record is from the annotation of a GenBank genome assembly. NCBI's taxonomy places the organism in Eukaryota, Dinophyceae, Suessiales, Symbiodiniaceae.
AUGGACUUUGAUGAUGAAUGUGCAGAUGAAGAGCUACAGGUGGCGGGAAAUGACCAUGAUGAUCACCGCAACAGGAAGAUGCAUCCAGGAGGAAGAGACGACGAUUCACUUCGAACUCCGGAAGCGGCUGAGAUGCUCGAAACGUGCGCCAAGGGAAAGAAGUGGUGUGCAACCCACAACAGAUUCUAUGAUUCGAUGAGUUACCAUGCCAAAAAGAACAAAGAGACCGAGAUAUUCAACCAAGUCAUGGGUGAUGCACUUGAAGCUGACCGAGCAUUCAAGCGAUUCAUGGACGACAAUCCUGAUCAAGGAAGGUGGUCCCGGAAGAAGUUCAUCGAGUGGAGCCAGUUCAAAAAGGAGCACUCUUUGUCAUUAGUUCACACUGACCGCCGUGGCGCGAAGCCGUUUGAGAAGAAAAAAUCAUCUAGCCGCGUUGAAACGUCCGCGGCAGAGAAGCAUUUGGGAGAUGAUGACCGGGAGUUGAUGCUGGACCAGGUCAUGAAGGGUGGCACGCCGAACGAUGUUGAUGAUCGGUUUUUCAGUGAGGCAGUAGGUCGAGAAGAAGCAGAAGGCAACAGCAAUACACCAGAAAAAUCCAAUGUGAAGCGUGAGCCAGAUGCUUCGCCUGAAAAAACCGAGACGCCAGAAGAAAAAAAAGAAAGCAAAGAUUGCAAAGCUAUCCAGUGGGGCCUCUUUGUGCAGUUUCCGAGUGUGAAAAUUCGAACAGAGAAGAUGCAACUUGCAGCUGACAAGAUCAAGGAAGCACAGGAAAAGCUAUCGAAAUCUCUUGGAUCUCAACAGGAUGCAUGUGGCGAAGUGGUGGCUUCUUACAACACAAUGCUUCAGGCAUGUGAGAAUAUUUGUAAGGCCUGGCUGGAUUCGCUGCCUUCAGAAGCUUUGAAGCUAGCCCCAAAGGUUGAAAAGAAGAAGGAAAUUGAAGAGGGAGAUGACUACGUCAAGCCAGAGGUGCCAGAUGCAGUUGAGCAAAAUCAUCAGCAUUUUCUUCAGUUGGUAAAGAAUGCAGAGCCACAGAUUCGGCUUUGCAACGGUGACUUGGAGCUGAUUUCCCUUGUGAUGUUGGAGUUCUACCAGCACUUGCUGUCAUCUGCCUCAUCACCUGCAUGGCUGGUGGCGUUUGAAUCAGAAUGCAAGUCUCUGUGGUCAGUGCAGGAUGUAUUUCAAAAGUCUUUGGUCAGAAUCUCAACCGAUGUCCUUAGCUACAUUAGCCAGAAAGAACGCACCGCUGCCAGAAACCAGGAGAGGAAGCGCAAGGAGGAUGAGAGCCGAGCUGCAAAGACGCAAAGAGCACAAGCCAAGGCACAUGCAGCAAUGGUCAAGCAAGCAAAAGCACAUGGACAUGCAGUUUUUGGAGUUGAUGAUAAAUUGUUUCAAUCCUUUGCAGACCGAUCGCCAUGGGUGUGGAAAAGUUGCGAGAGCUGCAAGUCGUGGCGCAAUCAUCCCAAUGUCUCUUUGCGGUUGUCUGAAUUUGGUGGGAGCUACAAGCAGGCUGCUUCUUUUAAAGCAGAUGGGCGCAGCCAGGCUCCAAUUCUUCGAAACCAAGGAAAGCAGGAAUCAGAUAUUCUGUGGUCGUCGGUGUUUCCAUCCAAAAGCAUUUUGGACAUCACCAAGAUUCCAGAAGGAACUUCUUUCAUGCAGAAUUGCUGGUGGUUUGGGUAUGAUCCCAAGAAUUCUUGGGCCCACUUUGCUCCAAAUGGAGCUGGGAUGAUUCGGUGCAUUGCGUCUGGCCAGAUGCGUAUCAUUUGCUUCCCGGUGGCAGAUGUUCAGGAAACUAUGCGUGCUAAGGGCAUGACGGUGAACUUGGACGAGCUGACCCAGUUUGUGUUGUCCCUCACCAAGGAGGAUCCAUUGGUUGGCAAGGGAUAUGCUGUGAACGUUUCCCAGGAUGAUGUCGUUUACAUACCGCCAGGGAUGAUACUAUGUGAAAAGAGUUCUUCUUCGGCUCUUCUUUAUGGUGGCCGCAAAUCCUAUAUCUUGAAAAAUGAAGACUGCAUGCAAUCCUACCAAGGUUGCAUUGACAUGCUGAAAGCGUCCAGCCGUGAUCCUAGCAAAAUGGAAUCAGUAGUUGAGCUGUACAAAACUGUGACGUCCAUGCCUCCUCCCCCAGUUCCUCAAAAGGCACAAGCGGAAAAAGUGUUGGAGCCGGGAGACUUGAAUUCAAAGAAGGUGACCGAGGAUCGAGGUGACGGCAAUGAUGCACUUCGGUUGGCUCGAUUCAAGUCUUUAGUGGCUGGUGGCCUUCAUGUUUAUUCAGAUUAUUCUGGUAUGGCUGGCGAGUUUGAAGCUCUUUUCCAGCUGGGUGAAGCUUUGGCCUCCAGAGUUGAAUUCGCCGUCAGCCAUCGACGUUUCUGUGAUAUCAGCAAACUGGCGCAAGGAAUUUUGAAAGAAAUUUCCUCAAUGGAAUUCAAUGAGCCUUGCGUGAUGAGUGACAUAAAUAGCCGCUUGCCAGAGCAUGCCUUGAGGUGGUUGAAUGCUGCAGAGCCAGCUGGAGAAGACAGCGCUGAAGCUGCUGCAAGCAGCUAUGGCUCCAUGGACAUGUAUUUGAAGCAGAACAGAAAGUCAAUCUUUGCAGAUGCAACGCAUGAUUGGUGCAUUGUGCAUAAUCGCCGUUGCGAACUUUUCCCUCAAGUUUGCGGUCUCUAUGAUGAUGAAUGUGAUGAUGGUUUCAAGCAGCCUCUGGUCAUCAACUUCGCCGGAACAACCUGUAAAGGUUGGUCUGCGGUGGGAAAAGGUCGAUGCUUCAGCGAUCCAUCAGAAAGGCCACACAGCAUUUGGACCAAUGAAAGGGGAUUCCGCGCAUCAGAGACGGUGCAGUCGCAAGAAACCAUGUUUUUUUCGGAAUGCACACCAAGAUAUCCGGUGAAGGUGCGGUGCAGUUUCAAAGUUCAAAGUUCAGACUUCAGACUUCAGACUUCAGACGUUGUUGACUUGACAGUUGAGUUGAGUUGA